CAGAAGGAGAGUGGGAAGGCAGGCGGGCAGCCGGGGGUCCGGAGGCGAGGGCACAGCCAGUCCCUGCAUGAGUGGGUGUGGAUUCUGGCUCCAGGGUGCUCGCCUCCAGAAGCAUGGCGUCUUCACUGUAGCCCUGGAAGAUAGAUCAUCUUGAAGGAGGAGGCCUCACAAACCAGAGGCAGGUUAAUAGGGAGGUCUUGGGGGUCCACCACUUCCCCAGCCCAGGAAGGCCCCCAGUUGGACCUUGCCCCAGCUCUGAGUCUACUGAGGCAGGCAGAGCUGCAGACAGCCAGAGGAGGCCCGGAGGGGAGCAGAGAUCAGCAUUCGCACAGGUGGCCAAUCCUGUGCCACCCCGGCACCAGCUUCCCUGCACCGCUAAGGAGAGGCAGCACCAUGCUGGGCCCCCACCUCCCACCCCCACCCCUUGGGUGCAGUGAAGACAGGCCUACUCCCUGCACCUUCCAGAUCCCUGAUGGGAGCUACCGGUGUCUGGCCUUGGAGGCAGAGGAGAGCGGAGGAGAGGAGAGCCUCACAGACUUGGAGGAAGAAGGGGCGGUCAGCAGGCAGGGGCACAACUCCACCUGUGGAGCCACCCAAGAGGCACCAGAGCUGCCCAGAGCCCUGGGCAUUCAGCCACUCAGCCACUCCAAGGAGGCCCGAGUGGGGCCCCAGCAUGAAAAUGGGACCAGCCAGGACUGGGACAUGGUGAAGGCCCGGCAAGUGACGACGGCCAUCUGCAGCCCCACUGCUGGACCCAGAGGUGCCCAGAAACCAGCACUGGGCCGGAGCACUAGCCUCACUGAGAAGGAUCUGAAAGAGGCCAAGGCACGGAGCCAGCAGAUCGCAGCCCAGCUGACCACCCCUCCCAGCCCCAACUCCCGUGGUGUCCAGCUCUUCAACAGGCGCCGGCAGAGAGUGAAUGAGUUUACCUUGGAGAGCCACGACCGGAGGGGACAGAAGCCACGCCAGGAGUCCCUUAGAGUGCCCCCUGCCAGCCCCACAGGCCACACUCCAGGACUCAGCCUGAGCCCCCCCUCGCUUCCUGAGCCAGGCCUUUCAAGGAACCUGAACUGCCAGAGCCCUGACAUCGUGGCCCCUGGUCACAGCAUGGAGGAGCCCUCGGAGAAAACUGACUUGCUGCGGCACCUGGAGGAGGCUAGUGAGGAAGAAGAGGUACCACUGGUGGUGUACCUAAAGGAGAAUGCAGCUCUCCUCACAGCCAAUGGGCUGCACCUGUCCCAGAACCGAGAAGCCCAGCAGACACCACCGUCACCAGCGGCUGAGGUCCAUAGCCCAGCUGCAGAUGUCAACCAAAACCUUUCAUCACCCAGUGCCACAUGCAUCACACCAGCUUCUAACAGCAGCCACAAUCUGCCAGCCACAGAUGUCAAUCAGAACCCACCGGCAGCUCUCACCCCCCAGAGCCUGCCGCUUUCCAGCAUCCAACAGAAUUCUUCAGAGGCACAGCACCCACCAAAUGGCACAGUGCCAGAUUCCAAACCCAGCACCCUGUGUGCUGGCGGGCAACCCCAGGAGCUAGCUGCAGAGGCGAGAUCCAGCACGCUCCUGAUUGAUAAGGUAUCAACUCCACCUACCACCACCAGCACCUUCUCCAGAGAAGCUACUCCCAUCUCCAGCUCCAGGCCCCCUGCCCCAGAUCUCAUGUCCAGCUCCCUGCUCAUCGAUGUCCAGCCUGGAGCCCCUGUAGUGUCAGAAGAACAAGAGACAUCUGGGUGGGCAGCCACCACCACACCUACCAAGCUGUACAGCGAGGUCCACCUCACACUGGCCAAGCCCCCACCAGUGGUCAAUAGGACGGCGAGGCCCUUUGGGACCCAGGCACCAGGGAGCACCAGCCAGAUGGAACGGAGCCCUAUGGUAGAAAGACGGCAUCUCGGGGAGAAGGCUCGAGCUUCGCAGUCCCCCAGCAUGGCAGACAGGAGUCCUCAGCCACAGCGACACAUAAUGUCCCACAGCCCCAUGGUGGAGAGGAGGCCUGUGGCACAGCGAAGCCCUGCCUUGGAGAGACGCCCCUUGGGGAACUUCACCCCGCCCCCCACCUAUGCUGAGACCUUGUCCACGGGACCCCUAGCUUCCCGGGUUAGGUCUCCCCCAUCUUACUCUGCCCUGUACCCCAGCUGUGACCCCAAGCCAUCUCAUCUGAAGGGCCAGGCAGUUUCUGCCAGCAAGACGGGCAUUUUAGAGGAGUCGAUGGCCCGCAGGGGCAGCAGGAAAUCUAUGUUCACCUUUGUGGAGAAGCCCAAGGUGACCCCAAAUCCAGACCUGCUAGAUCUAGUGCAGACGGCUGAUGAGAAGCGGAGACAGAGGGACCACGGGGAGGCAGGUGUGGAUGAGGAGCCCUUCGCUCUGGGGGCUGAGGCCUCCAACUUCCAGCAGGAGCCAGCACCCAGGGGCAGGGCCAGCCCCGUGGUGGCCGAAGAGAUUCUCCCCGAGUGGGCCUCAUGCCUCAAGUCACCACGUAUCCAGGCCAAGCCAAAGCCCAAGCCCAAUCAGAACCUCUCCGAAGCCUCUGGAAAGGGGGCUGAGCUCUAUGCCCGCCGCCAGUCCCGGAUGGAGAAGUACGUCAUUGAGUCUUCAGGCCACACCGAACUGGCCCGCUGCCCUUCACCCACUAUGUCCCUGCCUUCAUCUUGGAAAUACUCCACAAAUGUCCCUGGAGGCUUCCGAGUGGCAUCCCGAAGCCCAGCUCGGACCCCACCUGCCUCCCUCUACCAUGGCUACCUGCCUGAGAAUGGGGUCCUGCGCCCAGAGCCCACCAAGCAGCAGCCAUACCAGCUGCGACCCUCGCUCUUUGUCCUCUCACCCAUAAAGGAACCUGCCAAGGCCUCUCCAAGAGCCGCCUCACCUGCCAAGCCGAGCUCCCUGGACCUGGUCCCCAGCCUGCCCAAGGCGGCCCUCCCGCCAUCUCCGGCCCUGCCUCGGCCCUCCCGCUCCUCUCGGGGCCUCUAUACAUGUCCUGGCCAGGAUGGCCUACAGCCCAGUGCCGUGAGCCCUCCCUACCGCAGCGAUGUCUCUCCCGUAUCUCCCUCCAGGGCAUGGUCUCCCAGAGCCAAGCAGGCUCCCAGGCCCUCCUUCUCUACCCGGAAUGCUGGGAUCGAGGCCCAGGACCGCCGGGAGAGCCUGCCCACCUCCCCGCCCUGGACGCCGGGUGCGUCCCGGCCCACCAGCAGCCAGGACGGCUGGGUGAGCCCGGGGCCGUGGGAGCCGGGCCGCGGGAGCAGCAUGAGCAGCCCCCCGCCGCUGCCGCCGCCGCCGCCGCCGCCGCCGCCCAUGUCUCCUUCGUGGAGCGAACGUUCGGUAUCCCCGCUGAGGCCUGAGACCGAGGCGAGGCCCCCCAGCCGCCAGCUGCAGGCGCUCCUGGCGCGAAACAUCAUCAACGCGGCCCGGCGCAAGGGCGCCUCCCCGCGGCCUGCGGGUGCCGAGAGCCUGCGGCCCUUCUCCCCGCCGACCGCGGCCCCUCCGCCGCCGCCGCCACCGCGCAUGCGCUCGCCGCUGCCCGCCCACCCCGGCCCGGCCGCGGUUCCCGGGGCCUCGUUUGCCCCGAUCCCGCGGAGCCCGCUGCCGGCCGGGCCCUCGCCUUGCGCCAGCCCACGGAGCCCGCUGCCUGCGCCGCCCCGGCCCUUCCCCUCCCGCCGCUCGCCCACAGACUCCGACGUGUCCCUUGACUCCGAGGACUCCGGGGCUAAGUCGCCCGGCAUCCUUGGGUACAACAUCUGUCCCCGCGGGUGGAACGGCAGCCUGAGGCUCAAGCGUGGCAGCCUCCCCGCCGAGGCCUCCUGCACCUAAAGCCUCUCCCGCCCGUAUUCCGUCCCCACCCCUGGAGGGCAGAGCCGGAAGAGGAGUCAGCGGGCUCGGGAGACCCCAGCACCAGGCCCCCAAAAGGGUCUGGCUUCUUUGGACAGCCCCAGGGAUAAAGGGUCAGAGGAGGGGCGUCUGGGCCUGCGGUGGGUUCUAGCCCUUACUCUAUCAUUCAGCUGCUGUGUGACUCUGAGCAAGACCCCUCCUCUGCCUGACCCUGUUUCCUGUCUGUUUAAUGGGGCUUUGGCCAAGGAGAUCUCCAGACAUUUAAUUCCUCCUCCCAUCAACACACACACACACACACACACACACACACACACACACACACACACACACACACACAC
Manis pentadactyla (Chinese pangolin) is the source of this 4163-nucleotide messenger RNA. It is a transcript of the gene SYNPO, whose product is annotated as synaptopodin. Gene Ontology annotation, molecular function: actin binding. The transcript is spliced from 5 exons. The coding region runs from base 394 to 3807 and encodes 1137 amino acids. The record is from RefSeq and is a predicted model, not a curated record. Lineage: Eukaryota; Metazoa; Chordata; Mammalia; Pholidota; Manidae. Gene Ontology annotation, biological process: positive regulation of actin filament bundle assembly; spine apparatus assembly; modification of dendritic spine. Gene Ontology annotation, cellular component: Z disc; stress fiber; actin cytoskeleton.